Molecule: messenger RNA, 2466 nt
Organism: Scutellospora calospora
Lineage: Eukaryota; Fungi; Glomeromycota; Glomeromycetes; Diversisporales; Gigasporaceae
Source: the annotation of a GenBank genome assembly
AUGGAAGAAGAUAUAAUUGCUGAGGAAGAGCUGCCGUUGUCAGAACAAAUUUUCAGCAUUUGUAAUUCGCUUGGAGGGUAUGAACGAGUUAUAGGACCUAAUAAUAAGAUCUCUAAGAAGUAUUAUUUAGGAGAUGAAUGCUUAGAUAUGAAAGAAAUCCUUCGAUAUGAGGAUCGCACAGCUCUUGAAGUGUAUUGCGAAUUUUGGCGGUUAAAGGUUUUAGAAAAGGAUUUGAUUCCUAUAAUCAUGAUAAAUAGUGACCCUAGUGAUAGUACACAAAGCAAUUUAACAUUGGUUUGCAUUCAUAUGACAUGGCCACUUGAUUUAGCACCUGAAAUUGAUAUUUUGGAUGAAGAUGAUAUUGAUAUUUCACAAAUUGACCGUGCGACGAAGGAACGUGUAAAAUCGCAAUUUGAUUAUAAAGCAAUAUUUGUACAAAACCCUGAAACGCUAAGGAUAAUACAUGAUUUCCUGAAAUCGUUUCUAUCAAUGGAAAAACGUGAACGUACACAAAAGGACAACACGAAUAUACGUCUUCUGCUGCAUUUAUUCCGAAAUUUGAUAGCUAUUAAAGACCUAGAAGAUCACAACAUCCCGAGAACUACUUUACAGAAUAAAUUAAUUAUUUUGUACGAAAAAGAAGGGAUUUUUGGGACUCUUUUUAAACUUGUUUAUGAUCAUAAAGAAUUGCCACAAUGGGAUAUGUUAAUUCAAGAGAUAUUUUAUCAUGUCUUUUAUGACGUGGUACCACAGUUCUUACUGAAAGAUCCCAAAGAGGAAGCAAAAAUAAGAGCAGAAAAAUUAUUAGAGGAAGAACUAAUUAAAAAAUCUAAAAAUCAAAAUAAAGACACUCGAUAUAAUGGAUCUGUUUGGAUUAAAGUGCCACCAGGAAAGGAUUUAACUAUUCACAAACGAGAUGGAGUGCAAGGAAAUGGGCCAAAAGUUUUGGAUAGUCUCAAAAAGAAAAAAUAUCAGAAAACAUUGCUUUCAGAUGAGCUCGACAAAAAAAGAAGAAACUCUAUUAUUCAUGAUCAAGAAGCACAUCGAUGUUUAAAAUCAACUGCGGUUCGGUUCUUUACAAAAACGUUUAAUGCAUUGAUUGUUUCUGUGAGAAAAAAAUUCGAAUCUUUGCAAGAUGACCGACCUCAACAAUCAGUUCACUUUUUCUAUAUAGUGUGGUUUUUCCUAGAAUUUCGAAAUCUUUUACAAUGUAGUACGUUCUCCACAGAGGCAGAAGAAUUGGGGCUUGAAGAUCCAUAUUACAAUUUUGAGCUCGUCUGCGCUAUCAUGGACUAUGAAGGAUUCCUAUUUGUGUUUGAAAAGAUCUCGGUUUUUAGAAAGGAAAAGCGAUGGUCAGAUUUACAUUUUGGAUUAGAUUGCUUGAAACAAAUGUUAUUAACUGCACAAGCAAUGAAAAGAUUCGACGAUAGACCUGUGCGUUACAAAGCAGAAUAUAUACUUAAUAAAAUUUACUACGAGGAAGAAAAUUUGGGAAUGAUGAUGUUACUUGUUAGAGAAUUUAAAGAGCAAUCAUUUGGGCAAAGGCUUGAAAGUUGCUCAGAAACCACAUUCGAGAUUGAAGAAAUUUCAAGAACAAGGCCGAGAACAAGUUUUGAAAUGGAGGAAAAAUACCAAGAUACAGAUGAUUAUGAUGAAGUUAUAGAAUAUGUUAAAGUAAAUAGGGAAAACUCUAAACAACACAAACUUGUUUUUGAAGAAUAUCAAAUGUGUUUUGUUAAUGAAUCCAUAAUAUCGACAUAUUGCUCCUUGUUAGAAUAUUACGAGACAAUCGACUCUGAAAGUCUCUACCAUAUAACCACGGCAUUUCAUCGAAUCAUUGUUCGUUGUUCAGCUGAUACUAUCUUUUUUAAGCUCUCCAUUUUGGAACUUUUGAAUCGUAUAUCAAUCUAUUUCGAAGGAUUACAAACACUGACAUCUUCGCAAAAAGAAUUCAAAGAUUUUAUUAGACUUAUAUCAGAAAGUUUUUUUGAUUAUGCUGAGAAGAACGAUUUAAUGUACUGCGAGGUUUUUUGUCCCAAAACCGCACAGAAUUGGAAAUGCUUGAAAUAUGGAUACGAUUACUCUGAUAGAUCAAAGAAAAGAUCCGACGUCUCUAGCGAAAAAUUAAAUUCAUCGGAUGAACUUGAUGAGACAGCCAUAGAAGAACCAAAGUCAAAAAGAAGGAAGAAAGACAUAUCAGAAUCGAAAUUAAAAAGAAAGGAAAAUGACGAACCAACAUUAGAGCACCUGGAAGAUUGCGAAAUAUUAUCCGAUCAAACUAAUGAGUCGGAUUCUUUAAGUGAAGAAGAAUUUCCCAGGAAAAUUAAAUCCGCAGAGUUCAUUGAUGAUUCUGAUAUGGAAAUUGACGAAGAAAAACUAAUCGAAAGAAACAAAAUAAUUAACGAAAGGAACGACAAAAAGUGGUUUGAAGUACUGCAAGAAUUUGCUGAUUUAAGUGACAGUUAG